UUUGAGCAUAAUUUGAAACUUUGCCAAGUUUCACUAUUGAGAAGAGUAUUUUUUCGCCGCGAGCAGAUUAGGGUAGGGAUGGAUGGAGAGGAUAUUUCGAGCUUGCCCUAAUUCCGGUGUCAAAAGUUUGCUAGUUGAAUUGCCGGCUUGCAUCGGUCGUUUUCAAGUGCCAACAAGCAACGUUGCUGUGCUGUUAGGCGCUUUGCAGAGGACACUGUCGAUUUCGUUAGGUUAUAAACAACAAUCUCAAAAUGAGGGAAUGUCUUUCAAUUCACGUGGGACAAGCUGGAGUUCAAAUCGGAAAUGCUUGCUGGGAGCUGUAUUGUUUGGAACAUGGAAUCGGACCGGAUGGAACAAUGGGGGCGGAUAAGACCAUCGGAGAUGACUCGUUCUCGACCUUCUUCCAAGAAACCGGAACGGGGAAGCAUGUCCCAAGGGCGGUCUUUGUGGAUUUAGAACCCUCUGUCAUCGAUGAGGUCCGAACCGGAGUCUACCGACAACUGUUUCAUCCGGAUCAAUUACUCACUGGUAAGGAAGAUGCUGCGAACAAUUACGCUCGUGGACAUUACACGGUGGGCAAGGAGAUCGUGGAUUUGGUCUUGGACAAGGUCCGGCGACAAUGUGAGGCUUGCACCGGAUUGCAGGGCUUCCUCAUCUUUCAUUCCUUCGGAGGAGGAACUGGCUCUGGGUUCACCUCUUUGCUCAUGGAAAGACUCAGCGUCGACUAUGGCAAGAAAUCCAAGUUAGAAUUCUCUAUCUAUCCUGCCCCUCAAGUGGCGACAGCCGUAGUGGAGCCGUACAACUCCAUCUUGACCACUCAUACCACCUUGGAACACUCGGAUUGCUCCUUCAUGGUGGACAAUGAGGCCAUUUACGACAUCUGCCGACGGUCCUUGGACGUGGAUAGACCUACGUAUGUCAAUCUGAAUCGCCUCAUUGGACAGAUUGUAUCCUCUAUCACGGCAUCCCUGAGGUUCGACGGUGCGCUGAAUGUGGAUUUGACCGAGUUCCAAACCAACUUGGUCCCAUACCCACGCAUUCACUUCCCCUUGGUGACUUAUGCUCCCGUUUUGAGCGCUGACAAAGCCUCGCACGAGAGUCUCAGUGUGGCCGAUAUCACAUCCUCGUGCUUCGAGCCGCAUAAUCAGAUGGUCAAAUGCGAUCCUCGUCUGGGCAAGUAUAUGGCCUGCUGCCUCUUAUAUAGGGGCGAUGUGGUGCCCAAGGAUGUCAAUUCGGCCAUUGCCGCCAUCAAGAACAAGAGGAGUGUCCAGUUUGUGGAUUGGUGUCCCACAGGGUUCAAGGUUGGGAUCAACUACCAACCCCCUACCGCCGUUCCCGGGGCCGACAUGGCCAAAGUUCCUCGAGCCGUUUGCAUGCUGAGCAAUACUACCGCCAUUGCAGAGGCUUGGGCCAGACUUGACCAUAAGUUCGAUCUCAUGUACGCCAAGAGGGCCUUCGUACAUUGGUACGUUGGCGAGGGUAUGGAGGAAGGAGAGUUCUCGGAAGCUCGAGAGGAUUUGGCAGCUCUUGAAAAAGAUUACGAGGAGGUUGGAUUGGACACCAUUGAUCCUGACGAAGACGAAGAUCAACCUGAAGAGUAUUGAUAAGCCUGCCAAAUGAAUAAAGUCAAUAAAUCAAAAGGUUGAUUAAAAAAAAAGGUGUUUUAUAAACAAGCACACAAGAUAAAGAGUCAGUUAUCAGGAUCCUAGGAGCAAGGGAUACCAAAACCUCGGAAGCAUGAGACACUUAGAUACAGUAAUUGGCAGAAUUACACUCUUCAUCAUUGCUGCUUGAGCCGCUACAGUAAUUACAUAUUUGUCUUGGGGAAAGGGUUGCUUUUUUUCGGCGGCGGACAUUUUAAAGACAAGGACAAGGGCAAACCUUCAGUUGGUCAUCUUUUGCAAGAAAAAGUUGUUAGAUUGGGAAAAGAUCAAGUAAAAAAGAGGCGAGUAUGAACUCUUCAGACGACACACAGAGGGGUUUCAAGUGCGACAAAAUGAAAAUGGAAGACAAAACGAGACAAAUCAAGUCCAAAAGUUUCAGAUAAUCUUAAUCGAGGUUCAAUCAUGAAGGCUUUCUCCGAAUUAGCUGCCUGUGUCCUUCUCAUCUUUUGUGAAAUGCAGACAGUGCGGACAGAUAAUGCCAAAGAAUGGAGUUUCUUUGAGGUGGGUGACAAGUACGCUCGAUUCAAGAUAUGUCGACCACAUCUUAAAGUCUAUAAUUGUACCCUUCUGAAAUGGAAUUCAACACACUGGGAACAGCAUAUCAGCCAAUCACAGGGCUCACUGAAGGACGAAUGUGACGAUAUGAACAACAGCAAAAGGCAUUACAAGUUCUAUCAAUUCUCACCACACUCUGAAUAUACACCCCGUGUGUACUCUAGCCCAUCAGAUCAUCCUCUAUUUAACGUGAUUAAAAACGAUGCCCUCAAAUACACAUUGGAAUUCAAAUUCCCUGAUCGCGUUAAGGAUCAUCGUUCAUGUAUCUUAAAUGAUAUCCAAGGGAUCCGUAUGGAAUUGAGAUUGGAAAAUCAUGACCGUAUCGCCUCUGAUAAGCAUAGUGCUUUGGAAGCCAAUCUGAUCUACCACCUGACCGCAUGGUAUCUUAACUCUCAAGGAGAGUACACUGAAAACGCUUUUCGCUCAGUCAGUUUUGGUUCUGGCCCUGUCUUGAAACAGAAGAUUCCGUUAGUACCCCAGCAACCCUGCUUUUACCAAACCGAAUGUGACCAGUGUGCCCAAGAAGGUACCCAAAUCUUCUUAGUGCUCUUAAUUGUCAGCAUGACAUUCAACAUCGCGUUGAUUCCAAUAUCUUGCUAUGCCUCAAGGUUUUGCGUCAAAUCUAAUUCCCAAGUACCGUUAAAUGAUCAUUCCCUUCAAACUGCUCCGCAUAUACUGAGACCGAUCACACAACGGCGACAUUUUAUCUCUUCGAUCGGGAGUUCAAAUCAAUCAAGUCAUCCUUACGAAGAGAUCGAUCAUUUCGGAAAGAGACCUCUCCUGUCGGUUGGUCCUAAUGAAAGCAAAAUUGAAGGCAGCCUUAUACAAGAUAAUGAAGCUGCUAAAUUCAGGACGGGACCAGAACAGGACCAGGUUUGCGAACCAGGAUCAUUAGGAAGAGAUAAUGACGUGUUUUCCUCCCUUUUAAAAGAUUCUUUGACCAAACAGCCGUUUUAUGCUAAGGUCAAUAUGCCCUUAAUAGAUGACCCCCUUUGAUGAUGCCUACACAUAACUGGCGGAAAUGGUCUUAUAAAUUGUGUUUGCCAUUAUUCAUCGAUUGGAAAUUUAAGGGAGGGCAACACAUACUAAAUAAGUCGAACCUUUUCUGCAACUUUGCAAUUGCAAAUUUCCGGUUUGAUUCAACUCUCUUUUGAUCGAAGCUUCAGUUAUCAUUGCAUAUUUCCCCCAAAGGAAUAUCUAAGACUUUUUGAAGAUAUUUCUUUCAACCCAUGAGAUAAGAGUUUGAAAUAUUAGACAAGUAGAUUUGAGACACAGAACUACUGUACAAGUCAAGUUGGUCUCCCAAUUUUUAUUCUCUACGAGGUACCUUUUUGUGUUUUCUCUAUAAUACCUGAUCCUUCCUCAAAAGACUGGAAAAAAUGAAUUCGAAGUUUGAUGCCACCCCAUGAAUUUGACCAACAUGGGCAGUUCAUAUAUUGCAUGAAUAAAUCUAAAUAAGUACCUAGAA
Tigriopus californicus is the source of this 3687-nucleotide messenger RNA. RefSeq names its product tubulin alpha-1D chain-like. The record is from RefSeq and is a predicted model, not a curated record. NCBI's taxonomy places the organism in Eukaryota, Metazoa, Arthropoda, Copepoda, Harpacticoida, Harpacticidae. Gene Ontology annotation, molecular function: GTP binding; structural constituent of cytoskeleton. The coding region runs from base 252 to 1604 and encodes 450 amino acids. Gene Ontology annotation, cellular component: cytoplasm; microtubule. The transcript has 7 exons. Gene Ontology annotation, biological process: mitotic cell cycle; microtubule cytoskeleton organization.